AUGCAUAAAUGCUACGCUGCAUAUGUGACGCUGCAGUACGCAGCAGUGCCGUUCUGGGACCGCAUCUGCAGCCACGAAGGCGGCGGCUCGGGUCCAAGCUACCUCAACGGCUGGAUCAGCGUCUUUUGCGUCUUCAACGACAAAGGCCAAUGGCAAGGCGACAAGAUGACCGACACAGUGCUGCUGCGAAAGCCCGAGGCCAAUCCGGAUGAUUGGUUUGAUGCUGUUGAGACCGAAGUUACGUACGACUACCCACUCAUCGACAUGCAAGACAUUCCACCCAGGUACCUCACCGUCGACGUGACGAUCGACGACAACGGGACCGAGUACAAGGCGCUCAUGUUUGCGGGGCACAUGGCCUACAGCAUUGGUGACAACAAGGCGUCGAUCGCGCCAUCGCUGAGCUGGGCGAUCGCGCUCAAGAACGGCGAGCCGGCACCGCCAGACGAGAUGGAACUCUUCUUUGCACGACGCUCUUCUGAACGCGCGAAGAGCAGUGCGAGCACGCCAGUCGGUUGGUUCUGUACAGUGUGGUCGACGCUGGUGCAGCGUUGGUCGACCAGCUUUGGCUGACUGUACACUGAGCAUCGAAAGCCUCUACUUGCCUCAAUUUCGGCCUCGCCAUAUCCGGAUCAUUUGGCUGUUGUGUCGAGCUUUGGCCACCGACAGAGGCGGACCGUGUGAAGCCGUGGGUUGAAGUUGCUGCAAGCUAUGGUCGGGCUAAAGUUGCGUGCGUUUAGUCCCUCGAUGCUUGUUGCAAUGCAGUUUGAGAG
This is a messenger RNA of Saprolegnia diclina VS20, 773 nucleotides long. RefSeq lists its product as hypothetical. Bases 1 to 573 code for a protein of 190 amino acids. The record is from RefSeq and is a predicted model, not a curated record. The transcript is spliced from 2 exons. Lineage: Eukaryota; Oomycota; Saprolegniomycetes; Saprolegniales; Saprolegniaceae.